GACCUUCUUCUCCCUUUUUUUUUGUUGUCCACAACAAUCUUAAAACCGUCCACAUCAAAAUGCUGAAGUUGGUGGUGCUGUCCGCUGUACUGGCCGUCGUUGCCGCUCGUCCCGGUGCCCUCACGUACGCCCCGUACGCGUACGCACCGGCCGCUUACAUCGCCAAACCAGAGAUCUACUACCAGAAGAGCAUCAUCGAGGAACCGACGGUGGCGCACGUUGGCAGUCUGGUGAAAACCAUCCCGACCGCCGUGUCGCACCAGAGCUCCACCAUCGUGCACAACUCGGCCAAAAUCACCGAGCCGAUCUACGCACCGGCCGUGAAGCAGACGCUGGUUUCGACCCCGAUCGCCAAGACGACCUACAUCGCAGCGCCGGCGGCCUAUGCUUAUGCUGCCCCCGCGUUGGCCUAUCACGAUGCUUACGCUUACCAUCAUCUGUAAACCUGUCAAAAGGGUAUUCGAUGAGAAAUAAGGAUUUCGAGUGAGAUGCGAAGCGAGCUAAGGAGUGCGUGUGCGCCAACCGUUUGGCGGAGUGAUACAUCCGGUGAGAUUCCUGCCGGAUAUAGGCCAUGGGAGGAAGCGGCAAAGGACAUUUCGGUCUACGUUUCACCGCGGAUGUGAGGAGUAGUUUUUCAUUGUUCAUUUUGAUUGUUGGUGAAAGAUUGAAAAACACACACACACAGAGCCCCGACGUCUGCUGUGAAAUAAAACAAAUGUCUCACAAA
Messenger RNA from Anopheles moucheti, 727 nucleotides. RefSeq names its product cuticle protein-like. The coding region runs from base 60 to 443 and encodes 127 amino acids. The record is from RefSeq and is a predicted model, not a curated record. Lineage: Eukaryota; Metazoa; Arthropoda; Insecta; Diptera; Culicidae. The transcript has 2 exons.